CGCCCCAGCGCGGCCCGCGCCCAGAAACCCGUCGCGGUGACGCAGCGAGAGCCCGGGAGGAGGCGCGGGAACGCGCGCCUGAAGUAGAGUGCCGGAAGAGGAAAGCUCUUGCUGGAGCCGGGAGUGCGGCUGGGCUCACGCCGGCGGCUACGGAGCUGGCAGGUGCGAGGCGUCUGCACCUGGCGGGCGAUGGCGUCCGGUGCUGGCGCCCCGGGGUAGCUCGGGCGAGGCUGUGGGUCCCUGGCGCACACGCCCGCACCCCUCCCUGGCCUUGGCGAGGGCCCUGCCCGGCCCAGGCAGCAAUGGGGCUCCUGCAGCUGCUGGUCCUAGCGGUACUGGCAUCGGAACGCCGGGUGGCUGGUGCAGCCGAGGUCUUCGCGAACUUCAGCGAGGGUCUUAUUGAAUUUUCUGUGGGGAAAUUUAGAAUCUUCGAGCUCAAUAGGCCCUUUCCGGAGGAAGCUAUUUUGCAUGAUAUUUCAAACAAUGUGACUUUUCUUAUUUUCCAAAUACACUCACAGUAUCAGAAUACAACUGUUUCCUUUUCUCCGACUCUCCUUCCCAAUGCCUCGAAAACAGGCACUGACAGUGGACUGGUUUUCAUCCUUAAACCAGAGCAGAGUACAUGCACUUGGUACUUGGAGAUUUCAGACACAGAACCUGUCCAGAGUAUGGCUAUCCUCCUCUCCUACUCAGAAAGAGAUCCUAUCCCUGGAGGCUGUAAUUUGGAGUUUGAUUUAGAUAUUGAUCCCAACAUUUACUUGGAGUAUAAUUUCUUUGAAACGACUAUCAAGUUUGCACCAGCAAACCUAGGUUAUGCGAGAGGUACAGAUCCCCCAUCAUGUGAUGCUGGGACAGACCAAGACUCCAGGUGGAGGUUGCAGUAUGAUGUCUAUCAGUAUUUUCUGCCUGAGAAUGACCUCACUGAGGACAUGGUGCUGACGCAUCUGCAGAGGAUGGUCACGGUGCCCCAAGUGAAGGCCAAUGCUCUCAAGGUGGUUACCCUAACUGCGAAUGAUAAGACAAGCGUUUCCUUCUCAUCCCUCCCGGGACAAGGUGUCAUAUACAAUGUCAUUGUUUGGGACCCAUUUCUAAAUACAUCUGCUGCGUACGUUCCUGUUCACACAUAUGCUUGCAGCUUUGAGGCAGGAGAGGAUAGUUGUGCUUCCCUAGGAAGAGUGUCUUCCAAAGUGUUCUUCACUCUUUUUGCCCUGCUUGGUUUCUUCAUUUGUUUCUUUGGACACAGAUUCUGGAAAACAGAAUUAUUCUUCAUAGGCUUUAUCAUCAUGGGAUUCUUCUUUUAUAUACUGAUUACAAGACUUACACCUAUCAAGUAUGAUGUGCGUCUGAUUCUGACAGCUGUCGCUGGAAGCGUCGGUGGAAUGUUCUUGGUAGCUGCGUGGUGGCGAUGUGGAAUCCUCUCGAUCUGCAUGCUCUGUGUUGGACUAGUGCUGGGGUUCCUCAUCUCGUCAGUGACUUUCUUUACUCCACUGGGAAACCUAAAGAUUUUUCACGACGAUGGUGUAUUCUGGGUCACUUUCUCUUGCAUAGCUAUCCUCAUUCCAGUAGUUUUCAUGGGCUGCCUAAGAAUACUGAACAUACUGACUUGUGGAGUCAUUGGCUCCUAUUCGGUGGUUUUAGCCAUUGACAGUUACUUGUCCACAAGCCUUUCCUACGUCACUUUGAAUGUACUCAAGAGAGCACUCAACAAGGAUUUCAGCAGAGCUUUCACAAAUGUGCCUUUUCAAACUAAUGACUUUAUUAUCCUGGCAGUAUGGGGCAUGCUGGCUGUAAGUGGAAUUACGUUACAGAUUCGAAGAGAGAGAGGACGACCAUUCUUCCCUCCCCAUCCAUAUAAGUUAUGGAAGCAAGAAAGAGAGCGCCGAGUGACAAAUAUUCUGGACCCUAGCUACCACAUUCCUCCUUUGAGAGAGAGGCUCUAUGGCCGAUUAACCCAGAUCAAAGAGCUCUUCCAGAAGGAGCAGCCAGCUGGAGAGAGAACACCCCUGCUUUUAUAGAUGCCCAGGGGGUUGGUCAGUGUGCCUCAGCUUUGGCGUUCAUGCCCGAAGUGCUUCACCAAUCUCUGGUGCAAGUCUAAUAAAAGAUCAGGCAUAUAUAUCUGUGCUUUGCAUAAUAUUAUGGUGCCCUUACGGAUAUAUGGUAAGGGUAUACUAGGGGAUUAGGAUUAUUCUAAGAGAAUGAGAAAGAUGACCAAAAAGUUAUGGUAGGGAAGCUUUUCUUUAUUUCCAAAUAUUUGAGAAAUUACCUUUUGGUUUACAAAUCUAUGAUCAACUUAUUCCAUUAAAUAGAUACAUUACAAAAAAUUAAAAACUGAUUCUCCUGCAGA
Sapajus apella (tufted capuchin) is the source of this 2344-nucleotide messenger RNA. It is a transcript of the gene TM7SF3, whose product is annotated as transmembrane 7 superfamily member 3. The record is from RefSeq and is a predicted model, not a curated record. Lineage: Eukaryota; Metazoa; Chordata; Mammalia; Primates; Cebidae. The transcript has 12 exons. The coding region runs from base 303 to 2015 and encodes 570 amino acids.